Molecule: messenger RNA, 530 nt
Organism: Impatiens glandulifera
Lineage: Eukaryota; Viridiplantae; Streptophyta; Magnoliopsida; Ericales; Balsaminaceae
Product: CDGSH iron-sulfur domain-containing protein NEET-like
Exons: 2
Coding region: 73-381 (102 amino acids)
Biological process (GO): regulation of autophagy
Cellular component (GO): mitochondrial outer membrane; intracellular membrane-bounded organelle
Molecular function (GO): 2 iron, 2 sulfur cluster binding
Source: RefSeq, a predicted model, not a curated record
AGCAAAACCCAUCUAAUUCAAUUCAUCUCAUCUCAUCUUACUACUACUGCUGCUGUUCAUAGAUUAGUAUUAAUGGCGUCCCUUGUUAGCUUCUCCCCCGGUGGUGUUGGUCUCCUCUACGGCGGCGGAUCCACGCCGGAAUUGGUGAAGUCCGGCAGAUUCAGUUCUCGGGUGGUUGUGAGAUCAAGUACUGUAAACCCUUCUGUCAGGAAGGAAGAAUCCAAGGUGGUUGAUACUGUUGUUGUGGCCGAUCUUGCCAAACCAAACACUGCCUACUGCAGGUGUUGGAGGUCCAAGACAUUUCCUUUGUGCGAUGGGAGCCAUGUAAAGCACAACAAAGAAACUGGAGACAAUGUCGGCCCUUUGCUACUCAAGAAGUAGAUCAAUUGCCAACAUAUUAUUAAUUAAUUAUGAAUUAAUGUUAUCUGAUGUUUCUCUUCAUUAAUUAAUGGUGUGUUUUUUAUUACCUGUAAUAAUGCUAGUCAUUGGACGAGUUUUCUUGAAUUCCAAAUUUCUAGUUUUUGGUUCUA